AUGACUAGGCAGAAAGUGAAGCUUGCUUUCAUAACCAACGACUCAGCAAGGAAAGCAACAUACAAGAAAAGGAAGAAAGGUUUGAUGAAGAAGGUGAAUGAGUUGAGUACCUUAUGUGGCAUCGAUGCAUGUGCUAUCAUAUAUAGCCCAUAUGAACCUCAACCCGAGAUAUGGCCCAACAACAUCGGUGUCCAACAUGUGAUUGCUCGAUUUAAGAGGAUACCAGAGAUGGAGAGAAGCAAGAACAUGCUGAAUCAGGAGAGCUUCAUCAGGAAACAGGUGACAAAAACCAAUGAGCAGCUGAAGAAGCAGAUGAAGGAGAAUCGGGAGAAGGAGAUGACUGAAGUCAUGUAUCAAUGUUUGACUGGAAAAGGCUCAAUAGAAAACUUGACCCUUCCAGAUUUGAAAGAUUUGGGGGAAUUGGUGGACCAAACCCUGAAAGACAUUUCAAGAAGGAUCGAGUCUCUCAAAAUAGCCAAUCCCAAUGAAGCUGCAGCUGCUGCACCACCUCUACAACAGGCGGUUGUUGGUGGUAGCAGUUCAAGUAUGGUGGUGGAUAAUGUGAGUGGUAGGGAUGAGAUGCAAAGGGGAACUCAAACUACUCAAUGGUUCACAGAUUGGAUGAACAAUCCGUCUGAACAAAAUUUGGGUCUUGGUCCCAAUCGCAUAUGGCCACAUCCAUUUUUCCCUGAUUGUUAA
Molecule: messenger RNA, 699 nt
Organism: Lactuca virosa
Lineage: Eukaryota; Viridiplantae; Streptophyta; Magnoliopsida; Asterales; Asteraceae
Source: the annotation of a GenBank genome assembly